Molecule: messenger RNA, 3209 nt
Organism: Danio rerio (zebrafish)
Lineage: Eukaryota; Metazoa; Chordata; Actinopteri; Cypriniformes; Danionidae
Gene: pgr
Product: progesterone receptor
Biological process (GO): nuclear receptor-mediated glucocorticoid signaling pathway; regulation of DNA-templated transcription; positive regulation of gene expression
Cellular component (GO): nucleus; basolateral part of cell
Molecular function (GO): nuclear cortisol receptor activity; steroid hormone binding; core promoter sequence-specific DNA binding
Source: RefSeq, marked provisional
GAGGACGCAUCUCGGACGAUUGCGUGAUUUUAAAAAAACAAAACUAACAUUAGAAUGGACACGGUGAACACUUCUCCCGCUGAUUCCACUGGGACGGUGACGGGAAUGAGUCAUUUAAUGGAGAAAUACACGGACUUGGGUUUUGGGCACGGCAGGGUCUCGCUGCGUAAUUUUGGAGACGCGGGGACUUUACGCGGCAGCGCGCCCGCAUCGAGCAGCGAUGCUUUGGAUCACCUUUCUGCGCUGGACUUGCCUCUCGGUACCAAACCUUACACUGAACACAUAGACGACUUUCUAAAAGCAGAAACCGGACAGUGGAACGCAAAGACAGAUUGUCCGGAGAGUUCGUAUAUUAAAGAUGAUAAGGAGCUAAAUCUCAUCAUGGAGCCACCGAACCCUGAUUUCGACAUCACCGUGUUGGAAAGCUGCUACGACUCCACCGAGAGGAAACAACAGUGUGAGUUUAUUGAGGAGUCCUCAGCUUUAAUCUCAUCUCAAGCGAUCCAACAGGUGGUUGUGGACAGUUCCUCUAACUUUCAGUUGGAUAUGAAUCAGACUACACUUGUUUUGCCUCCUCCGAGAACAGUGUCAGCUUCUCUCGAUAGAGGUUUGUUGAAUUUCGACGUACCGAGCGCGACACACAUGAUGUCCAAAGCGGACAUCUCCAAAUGGAUGUCCGCGGCGGACUCUCCGUUCUGGUAUCAGUCCGCCAAUGAAGAGCACGCUGGAUACACACCCGAUUGCCUUAUCCCGCGCUCACAGACAGCAUACACCGCAUUCUCCGGGGUCCCAUCUCAAAGACAGUGUGUUAUCUGUGGAGAUGAGGCUUCUGGUUGUCAUUAUGGAGUUCUGACCUGUGGAAGCUGCAAGGUGUUUUUCAAGAGAGCUGUUGAGGGUCAUCAUAACUACCUGUGCGCCGGACGAAAUGACUGCAUUGUUGAUAAAAUCAGGAGGAAAAAUUGUCCCGCAUGUCGUCUUCGAAAGUGCUACCAGGCAGGGAUGAUGCUUGGAGGCCGUAAGAUGAAGCGGUUUGCGGGACUGAAGGUCAUGGGUCUGAGUCCUUCGCUGAUGUUCCAGAGUCCGUUAUCUCUGCUGACUGACGGUCAGACUCUGUCCUCUUUGCCCUGCAUGUCAGCCAUGCGUGAGCUCCAGCUGUCUCCGCAGAUGAUCAGCAUCCUGGAGAACAUCGAGCCGCAGGUGGUUUACUCCGGAUACGACAACACACAGCCAGAGGUUCCUCACCUCCUCCUCAACAGCCUCAACAGACUCUGUGAGCGUCAGCUGCUCUGGAUUGUCAGAUGGUCCAAAUCUCUUCCAGGUUUUCGUAAUUUGCACAUCAAUGACCAGAUGACACUAAUUCAGUAUUCCUGGAUGGGCUUGAUGUUGUUCUCGCUGGGUUGGAGAACCUUUCAGAAUGUCACCCCUGAUUAUCUGUAUUUUGCACCCGAUCUUGUCCUGAGCAAUGAUCAGCUGAGAAGGUCUCCGAUCUACGACCUGUGCUUGGCUAUGCAGUUUGUCCCACAGGAAUUCGCCAACUUGCAAGUGACCAAAGAGGAGUUUCUGUGCAUGAAGGCUUUGAUGCUCCUCAACACUGUUCCUCUGGAGGGCUUGAAGAGUCAAACACAGUUUGAUGAAAUGAGGCAGAACUACAUCUGCGAGCUGUCCAAAGCCAUCCAGCUAAAGGAGAAAGGAGUGGUGGCCAGUUCACAGAGAUUCUACCAUCUGACCAAACUCAUGGACAACAUGCAUGAGAUUGUGAAGAAGGUCAAUCUCUACUGUCUGAGCACAUUCAUCCAGGCGGACGCCAUGAAGGUGGAGUUUCCAGAGAUGAUGACCGAGGUCAUCGCAUCACAGCUGCCCAAAGUCUUGGCAGGAAUGGUCAAACCGCUGAUGUUUCACCACAAAUGAAGGCCGACCGGACGAUUGGGGGCCACUCAUGUCUCGUCUACUCGAUAAAAACACGACACCUUUCCAUAUACAGAUUUAAAGUGUUCGUUGAAAGUCCACAUAUUUUCAGAGUGGAGAAAGAAUUAGAAUCAGUCCCACUGUGAAAAGUGAUGUGUUGACAAAAGAAAGUUAGUAAAGUUGUUACAUUUAACCAUGAACUAUGUGGAUAAUUAUUUAAAUUACGUCAAAUCGCUUUUUACAGUGUACACUACUGGACAAAAGUCUUGUCGCCUAUCCAAGUUUUAGAGACAACAAAUAAGAACUUUACUUCUAGUUGAUCAUUUGCUAUCUGAAUGAGCUUAUAUAAAAGGCAAAGUCCUUAAGAUUACACUUAUUUUACCAAAAUAAAAUAUAAUAAUGAUUUUGAAUAAUUUAAUUAGGAUAGUAAGGUCUGACUUUGCUUAGACAAAAGUCUUGAAAAUUAAAAUAAUUAUUUAGAGUAUAGAAUAUAAAGUCAUGCUGCAGUGGAAACAGAAUUAACAUUGUGUAUGACUCCCAUGAGCUUGGAGGACUGCAUCCAUACAUUUCUAACUUACAUCACUUAUUAAUAAAGUCAUCUGGAAUGGCAAAGAAAGCGCCCUUGUGGCAAAGAAAGUUCACCCAGAGUUCAUCAAGAUUCUUUGGAUUCAUCUUCAAUGCCUCCUCCUUCAUCUUACCCCAGACAUGCUCAAUAAUGUUCAUGUCUGGUGACUGGGCUGGCCAAUCCUGGAGCACCUUGACCUUCUUUGCUUUCAGGAGCAAUGUGGAGGCUGAAGUAUGAGAAGGAGCACUAUCCUGCUGAAGAAUUUGCCCUCUCCUGUGGUUUGUAAUAAAAUGAGCAGCACAGAUGUCUUGAUACCUCAGGUUGUUGAUGUUGCCAUCAUCUCUGCAGAUCUCUCGCACACCCCCAUACUGAAUGUAUCCCCACACCAUGAUUUUUUCUUCACCAAACUUGACUGAUUUCUGUGAGAAUUUUGGGUUCAUGCAGAUUCCAGUAGGCUUUCUGCAGUAUUUGUGAUGAUUAUGAUGCAGUUCAGCAGAUGAUUCAUCUGAAAAAUCUACCUUCUGCCCCUUUCCCAAAUGAUCAACUAGAAGUCAAGUUAAUAUUUGUUGCUCUUAGCUUUGGGAUCAACGACAAUACUUUAAUCAGGUAGUGUGUAUAUUUUACCUUGUUAUUAAACUUGCUACAAUGAAAUACAUUUGGUGUAUAACUGACUUCAUUUUCACUUCGGAAUUGUCACAGGAAGUAACACGAAUGAAUUAAAUGUGAAAUUUUUAAACUA